This is a messenger RNA of Tilletiopsis washingtonensis, 1151 nucleotides long. RefSeq names its product translational machinery component. The record is from RefSeq and is a predicted model, not a curated record. Lineage: Eukaryota; Fungi; Basidiomycota; Exobasidiomycetes; Entylomatales. Bases 185 to 835 code for a protein of 216 amino acids. The transcript is spliced from 2 exons. Gene Ontology annotation, biological process: maturation of SSU-rRNA from tricistronic rRNA transcript (SSU-rRNA, 5.8S rRNA, LSU-rRNA); ribosomal small subunit assembly; translation. Gene Ontology annotation, cellular component: ribosome; mitochondrial small ribosomal subunit. Gene Ontology annotation, molecular function: mRNA 5'-UTR binding; structural constituent of ribosome; small ribosomal subunit rRNA binding.
CAUCGACUCGUGCCGGCAGCGGGGGAUGCGGUUGCGGGACGCGCGCCGGAGCGGGCGCCGCCAGGCCAGCCUCAGGCACAGCGGGAAGAGGCGCCCGUCCGCCGCAGCACGUGACCUGCCGCCGCCAAAUCUCAGCGUCGGCCGCCGCGCCGCUCCUGCCUUCGCUCCACCCACUCCUCACACCAUGUUCGGCCUUGUCUCGCUCCGCAGCCUGCGCGCUGCAGCAGCAGCGCCCGGCUCGAGCCUGCUGCGUGCCAGCGCUGCCGGCGCCUCGCGCAGCGUCUCCUCGUCAGCGCCGCGCCGGGUCGGCGACGCCGACCUGCUCUCCGACGUCGACCGCGCCGACGCCUUUGCCGCCGAUGCGUACGCCGAGAUGCCCGGCGCCAGCUCGGGCAGCCGCGGCGUCGGCUCGUCGCAGUACAGGAAGCGGCAGCUCAAGGCGGACGCGGCCGCGCACCAGCUGCACGUGCAGGCGUCGCGCAACAACACCAUCAUCACCCUCGCGCGCCCGCACGACGCGCGCGAGCACCCCGGCGGCACCAUCAUGAGCACGUCGGGCGGCACGGCCGGCUUCAAGAAGUCGGCGCGCUCGGGCUACGAGGCCGGCUACCGCGCCGCGACGACGAUGUUCGCCGCGCUCGAGGCGGCCGAGCGCAAGCUCGGCGACAUCAAGCUCGACGUUGUGUGGAAGGGCUUCGGCCAGGGCCGCGACGCCGUCUUCCGCGCCCUCACGUCGUCUGAGGGCGAGUACGUGCGCGCCAGGGUGGUGGGCAUGCGCGACGCCACCAACAUCAAGAUUGGCGGCGUCCGGCCGAAGAAGAGGCGCAUGUUGUGAUUUGUCAAUGUGACAGGCAUACCAUUAUCAGGAGUCAUGAGCAGGAGCGCAGGGGUAGCGCAGAGUGGCAAGGUAUGGCAGAGGCAGGAGGCAAUAGGGCACCGCGAGGCGCGGGAGAUAAAGUACGACAGGAUCACGAGAGGCGGACAGGGUAUCGGAAAGGGAGACGGGGGAAUGCGAGUCAAAGGCUAGUUCGGCGCGUCGACGUACUGGCUGGAGGCGCGCUCGCUCUGGCGCUCCGGCUCGGCGUCGAACGUCGUGGUGGGCGUGGCAAAGCGCGGAGUGUCGCUGUGGCCGUUCGACGCGCCAUUGGCUG